Dipodomys spectabilis (banner-tailed kangaroo rat) is the source of this 2809-nucleotide messenger RNA. RefSeq names its product granulocyte-macrophage colony-stimulating factor receptor subunit alpha-like. Gene Ontology annotation, cellular component: membrane. The coding region runs from base 1 to 1563 and encodes 520 amino acids. The record is from RefSeq and is a predicted model, not a curated record. Gene Ontology annotation, molecular function: cytokine receptor activity; protein binding. The transcript is spliced from 12 exons. NCBI's taxonomy places the organism in Eukaryota, Metazoa, Chordata, Mammalia, Rodentia, Heteromyidae.
AUGGACACUGAGAAAGACGGACACACGGACACACGGACAGACGGACGUGUCCCCCGCGGGGCCUGGGUUGCGGCAGACGCAGUUUCGGGGCGCGGCGAGCAGGUGGCAGCGCAGGUCAGAGGUCGCCAGAGUCUCCUGAGUGACAUCACACGCGAUAUCAAACACGAUCGAGUCACAGACACCGGCCCGCUGUCCCUCUCACCCCGGGAUUUUAGGAGAAAUGAAAAAGGGGAAGAGGCAGGGGACCCCGCCCCGGACAGCGCACCGCCCAGACGGACAGACGGACGGACGGACGGACGGACGGACAGAAUCAGCUGCCAGAUUCACCCCCGGCCAGACGGAGACACAGAUGUGCAGAUGUCCUGUGUGCUACUCUUCCUCCUCCUCCUCCCUGGCCCUCUGACCCCCGACCCCUCACCCUCCCUGAACGUGACCUUCGACCUCAGCACCUGGAGACUCCACUGGGCCUGCCUGGCCGCCCCAGAAGCCCGAUGUCGCCUGCUGCACCCGGAUCUGGGCCCCAUCGAGAUGGGGGCGCAAACCUGGCCUGGGAGCCCAGCCCAGGAGGGACCCCUGUGUUACUGCCAGUUCAGACUCCUACCUCUCCACCGAAGCCCCAGGUUCGAGGUCCUCAUGGCGGAGGCUGAGAAGACGGUGAUCGGAGGCCUGAACUACGCCAACCCGGGCCUCUUCGACUCAGCAGCCACCAACCUCUCCUGCCAGGUGUUCGAGGCCCAGGCCCUGAAUUGCUCUUGGACUCCAGGUCCCAGUGCUCCCCCAGACACGGAGUACUCCCUCUCCCUGAUCUUCUCCAGAAACCACCAGGCCCAGGCCUGUCCGGGCAUCCCCCGUGACUCGUUGGGCCCCUGGGCCUGCCACCUGGCCCACCUGCCCAACGCAACCACCCGCAUGUACGUCAGGAUCGAGGGCUUGAGCCCCACGGCGCCUGUUCGCUUCUAUGACACCGUGUUCAAGACCAGAGACCUCGAACGGUUCGAACCGCCGGACAACAUCACCGUGACCUGUGACCCCACGCGCUGCACCAUUGCCUGGACCCGGCCUCGAACCUGGCAGAACCUGAAAGACCCAGACUUCCAUUACCAGCUGAGCCUGACACGGUGUGACCGUCGCCCUGGGACCCCGGAUCUUCCUAUCGAAGUUUCUGGAACCUUCUCCAACGCUUACACCCUGCCCAGCCCGGAGCCCCGGCCCUGUCAGGUCUUACGCGUCCGGGCCGGGGAUGUCCGGGUGGGCAGCUGGGGGGUCUGGAGUCGACCCUUGGAGUUUGGGUCAGAGGUCACACCGGCUCCCCGCCUGGGCCAGGUCGUGACCCCACUGCUAGCCGGCCUGGGGUCACUGCUGUGUGCGUUGGGCCUGGGCUGGGCCUGCGGGAGGCUCCUCCACUGGGCUGGGCUGUGCGGCCCUGUCCCCCGAAUCCGGGACAAGAUCAGCGACCACGCCCCACACCAGGUCAUCUGGGCUGUGGUGUUGGCGCCAGGCCAGGCUGAGCAAGAGGAGCCAUCGCCCAGGCCAGAACUGAGCACCCAGCACCCAGCACCCUGAUACUGAGCACCCAGCACUGAGCACCCAGCAGUGAGCAUUGAGCACCCAGCACCUGGAUACUGAGCAUCCAGCAGUGAGCACUGAGCACCCAGCACCCAGCCCGUAGCAUUGAGCCUCAAGCAGCCAGCACGCAGCCGUGAACACUGAGCACCCAGCACCCAGCACCCUGAUACUGAGCACCUAGCACCCAGCACCCAGCAGUGAGCACUGAGCACUGAACACCCAGCAGUGAGCACUGAGCACUAAGCAACCAGCACCCAGCAAUGAACACUGAGCACCCAGCACCUGGAUACUGAGCACCCAGCACCCAGCAGUGAAUGCUGAGCACCUAGCACCUGGAUACUGAGCACCCAGCACCCAAUAGUGAACGCUGAGCACCCAGCACUCUGAUAUUGAGCACUGAGCACUGAGCAUCCAACAGUAAACAAUGAGCACCCAGCAGUGAGUACUGAGCACCCAGCACUCUGAUAUUGAGCAUUGAGCAUCCAGCACCCAGCCCAUAGCAUUGAGCCUCAAGCAUCCAGCACGUGGAUACUGAGCACCCAGCACCCAGCACCCAGCACUCUGAUAUUGAGUACUGAGCACUGAGCAUCCUGUGUGCAUGGAGCACUGAGUACCCACAAGUGAGCACUGAGCACCCAGCACCCAGCAGUGAGCACUGAGCACCCAUGACCUGGAUACUGAGUACAGAGCACUGAGCACUGUGCAUGGAGCACUGAGCACUGAGCACCCAGCCCAUAGCAUUGAGCCUCAAGCAUCCAGCACCUGGAUACUGAGCACCCAGAACCCAGAACCCAGCAGUGAACACUGAGCACUGAGCACUGAGCACCCUGAUACUGAGCACCCAGGACUGAGCAGUGAACACUGAGUCUCCAGCACCCAGCACCCUGAAAUUCAGCACCCAGCACCCAGCAGUGUGCAUGGAGCACUGAGCACCGAGCACCCAGCACUGAGCACCCAGCACCCAGCACCAGGCGGUGCUGGGGCCUUGGUCUCUGUCUGUGGCUAGGGCGGGGGGGGGGGGGUGCUGGGCCCGGCUCACUCGCUCUGUCUCCUUCUCGCUCCCCCCCCUCGGCAGGAAGCGUUGCCGUGGCGCCCGGGGGGAAGCUGAGGCCGCAGCCCUGACCCCGGCCAACCCCGCCCAGUGCCACUUCCUGCCCAGCUGCGGCCCGAGAGGCCCAGGGCCUGGGGGGAGGGGAGGGGACAGACAGAUGGAUGGAUACAGAGACAGACAGACAGACAGAGA